CCGCAGGCGCCCGGGGCAUCUCCACACAGCGACAGUCCCCGCGGGCUCGGGGUCCCCAUCUGGAGCCAGCUCACCCCAGGACUUCGCGGCUGGGCGGCGCGGCCCGCGGCCCGAAGGAACGCAGGGAGGAGGGGAGGUGGCUCGUCGGAAAAACCUCAAUGUGGAAAGUGACUCUGCAUCAGAAACCAGCUUUCCUCUCUCCAAAGAAGUUCCAGAGGAGCAUCCAGGUCACCAAGCAGCCCACCAACCCUUCCCCCGACAGCGAUUCCAGCCAGAGGCUGAGCAUCCUUCAUUGCAAAGAGAUGGUCCCAGAUCCUUUCUUCUUGACCUACCAAACUUUCCAGAUCUUUCCAAAGCUGAUAUCAAUGGGCAGAAUCCAAAUAUCCAGGUGACUAUAGAGGUCGUGGAUGGUCCUGACUCUGAAGCAGAUAAAGAUCAGCAUCCAGAGAAUAAACCCAGCUGGUCAGUCCCAUCCCCUGACUGGCGGGCCUGGUGGCAGAGGUCCUUAUCCUUAGCAAGAGCCAACAGUGGGGACCAGGACUAUAAGUUCGACAGUACCUCCGAUGACAGCAACUUCCUUAAUCCCCCCAGGGGUUGGGACCGGCCAGUUCCAGGCCACCGGACUUUUGAAACCAAAGAGCAGCCAGAAUAUGAUUCCAUAGAUGGUGAGGGUGACUGGAGUCUAUGGUCUGGGUGCAGUGUCACCUGCGGGAAUGGCAACCAGAAACGGACUAGAUCUUGCGGCUAUGCGUGUACUGCAACAGAAUCCAGGACAUGUGACCGUCCAGACUGCCCAGGAAUUGAAGACACCUUCAGGACAGCUGCCACUGAAGUGAGUCUGCUUGCGGGAAGUGAAGAGUUCAAUGCCACCAAACUGUUUGAAGUUGACACAGACAGCUGUGAGAGAUGGAUGAGCUGCAAAAGCGAAUUCUUGAAAAAGUACAUGCACAAGGUGGUCAACGACCUCCCCAGCUGCCCCUGCUCCUACCCCACAGAGGUGGCCUACAGCACGGCAGACAUCUUUGACCGUGUCAAGCGCAAGGACUUCCGCUGGAAGGACGCCAGUGGGCCCAAGGAGAAACUGGAGAUCUAUAAGCCAACAGCCCGAUACUGUAUUCGGUCCAUGCUGUCCCUGGAGAGCACCACACUGGCAGCCCAACACUGUUGCUAUGGCGACAACAUGCAGCUCAUCACCAGAGGCAAAGGGGCUGGGACACCCAACCUCAUCAGCACGGAGUUCUCAGCGGAACUCCACUACAAAGUGGACAUUCUGCCCUGGAUUAUCUGCAAAGGAGACUGGAGCAGAUAUAAUGAGGCCCGGCCUCCCAACAAUGGACAGAAAUGCACGGAGAGCCCCUCAGAUGAAGAUUACAUCAAACAAUUCCAAGAAGCGAGAGAGUACUAAAGAGACACCCACCACCUCUGGUGCCUGGAUACAAAAGCACUGCACUGAUCUGCCACCUGGGGCAGAGUCACUCUAACCCACAUCCAUGUAUAUGUGUAUAUACCACAUGAGUAUUUUUCAUAAACCACAUGUAAGGUGUGCUUCAGGCCCAGGUGAUUGCCAUUUGAAGCCACCCUUGCCUUUCCCAAUGCCUACAGACCUCUUUGGAAGUCCUCCUAUAGGUCAAAAGAAUGAUGAGGACUAAAAGUCUAGAAGCAUAGUGGGUGAUUCAGUUCACACCCCAAUCCAGUGUUCCAUAGCAAAGCAAGAAGGACAGAGACAGAAGUUGUAAACGUUAUAAGCAAUUUUUAUAUAUAACUUAUUUAAUACGAAUGUGACUUAAAUGUAACCUUUUCUCUGGAGUUGUCAUGGGGAAGCUAUUUAAUCACUUCUAUGAGAGUUCAAAAAGGGGCUUAGGGAAUUGGAAGAGAAAGGGAAUUUUUAUAAUGAUUUGGAAAUUUU
Erinaceus europaeus (western European hedgehog) is the source of this 1906-nucleotide messenger RNA. It is a transcript of the gene ISM1, whose product is annotated as isthmin 1. The transcript is spliced from 6 exons. Gene Ontology annotation, biological process: negative regulation of angiogenesis. Bases 911 to 1405 code for a protein of 164 amino acids. Lineage: Eukaryota; Metazoa; Chordata; Mammalia; Eulipotyphla; Erinaceidae. The record is from RefSeq and is a predicted model, not a curated record.